AUGCAGCAUCUUCAAGAACUGCAGUAUAUCGCCCCGCUCGUACAUCAGCUUCCCCUUCAGCGCGAUGUUCAUCGCCACCACCGAGGGGGCCACGGGGUUCUCGUUCCAGCCCAUCAGGCUGACGCGCCGAACUGCUUCAGCGCCGCGGCGUCCGCCAUUUCGUCCCCGGUCACCGUGACCGUCUCGAUUUUCGCGUGCGGUGAGCUGCGACCUGCACGCCAGACCCGCCGGACACACGACAACGGUCUCGCCGGGCUUGACCUGGAUGUCGCGCAGGCCGCCGCCGUAGGGGACGAGGAAGCCGCCCCCCUCGUCCAGCACAAAGCAGUUCUCGAGCCGGCACCCUCGCGAACUCCGCAAACGUGCCGUCGCGCGCACACCUCCCUCACCAACUUCUUACUCCCCCCUCGUCACUCCCUCGUGCACCGCAGCAAGAAACACGGCAUCGGCGUCGUCGCGCGCGCGGACGACGCAGUCGAUGACGGUGGCGUCGGGGCCGACGGCGCUCGUGCCGGCGACUAUGGGCACGGGGAUGCUGUGCCCGCGGACGCCGUUGUAGAGCUCGCGGUGGUAGGAGAGGACGCCGGCAGCUGCGAUGCGGAUGAUGGCGUUGCCGAGGUUGGGGAGGGGGGUGGCAUUGUGAGUGAGAGUCGGUGA
Hypoxylon fragiforme is the source of this 657-nucleotide messenger RNA. RefSeq lists its product as uncharacterized. Bases 1 to 657 code for a protein of 218 amino acids. The record is from RefSeq and is a predicted model, not a curated record. Lineage: Eukaryota; Fungi; Ascomycota; Sordariomycetes; Xylariales; Hypoxylaceae. The transcript is spliced from 4 exons.